AUGGCGCCUCCAACCCCGGCCGCGGAGAGGCAAUUCGAGCACCCUUCAGCCGGCCAUGCGAAGAAAAAGAAGCGGCGAGGCCCGUAUCCCAUCGAGCCCAUCAAGGCCUUUUACAUCUUUCUGGCUGCCAGUCUCCUCGCCGCCCUCUUUGCGCCCAUCCAGGACUGCGACGAGACCUUCAACUACUGGGAGCCCUCGCACUAUCUCUCGCACGGCUAUGGCCUGCAGACGUGGGAGUACUCGCCUGACUAUGCCAUCCGCAGCUGGCUCUACGUCGCCUUGCACGCAAUCGUCGGCAAUGCGCGGCGCCUGCUGCCGCAGUCUACAAAGGUGUCCGAGUUCUACUUUGUGCGCUACGGCCUCGCCUUCCUCUGCGCCCUCUGCCAGACCAUCAUGUUCCAGGCCGUCAGCUCUACCCUGAAUGGCAGGAUCGGCCUCUUCUUCCUCAUCGCCACCGUCACCAGCCCCGGCAACUUUCACGCGAGUACCGCAUUCCUGCCGUCGAGCUUCGCCAUGUACAUGUGCAUGCUGGGAGCGGCCUCGUUUAUGAAUUGGCGCGGCGGUCUCAAGACCUCGCAGGGCAUUUUCUGGUUCGCCGUGGCAGGCAUCCUCGGAUGGCCUUUUGCCGCGGCGCUCUGCCUGCCAUUUGUGCUUGAGGAAGGCGUUCUCGCCCUGUUUAGCGACAGAGAGGCUCUGGUCCAGUCGAUUAUCCGCUCCUUUCGAGGUGUUGUGGGUGGCUUGAUGGUUCUGUUCGUCGACUUUGUGGUCAACCUCUUUUUCUACAAAAAGGUUGCAGUCGUCACCUGGAACAUUGUCAAAUACAAUAUCUUCUCGUCGACGGGCGGCCCUGAGCUCUACGGCACCGAGCCGUGGGACUUUUACCUCCGAAACCUGGCCUUGAACUUCAACAUAUGGUUCAUACUGGCUCUUCUGGCCCUUCCACUCUUCUUGAUCCAGAAGGCCAUUUCGGCGUCCGGACAGGGCUUCCAGUCAGGGCUGCGGACAAUCGUGUUUGUGGCGCCAUUUUACAUGUGGCUGGCCAUCUUCACGGCCCAACCACACAAGGAGGAGAGGUUUAUGUAUCCUCUUUAUCCCUUUUUGGCGCUCAACGCCUCCAUGUCUCUACACAUUCUCUUGUCUGCCAUUGGCACCUCGAAUCCAAAGGCACUCAUGGGCAAGAUUCCUGCGCGCUUGAGGCUUCUCGCCGUUGGCGCCGUUCUGUUUUUGUCGCUGGACAUCAGCCUGGCCCGGAUCUACGGCAUCUACAGCGCAUUCCAUGCGCCCAUGAACAUUUACAAACCCCUAUGGGGCGACGGCCAGGGGCAAUAUGUCGUCGGCGGGCCAGAGGACCUUGUGUGUUUCGCCAAGGAGUGGUAUCGGUUCCCCUCGUCGUACUUUCUCCCGCGAGACAUGCAUCCCAAGUUUGUGCGCUCUGCGUUCCGUGGCCUGCUGCCAGGCGAGUUCUCGGAGGCCAAGGUCGGGUUUGGGUUGUGGAGCGGAACAUGGCUGCCAACGAGCGGGCUCAACGAUGGCAACCAAGAGGACCUGGGCAAGUACGUCGAGUUGCGAAUGUGCUCCCUGCUCGUGGACACACAGUACCCCGAGAGGACAGGCGCGCUGCCGCCAGAUGAGCCCGACUACGUUGCCGACACGGAGACGUGGGAAGUUGUCAACUGCGAGCCGUUCCUCGAUGCGGCCAAUACACACAUGCUCGCACGGACUCUAUGGAUCCCUGACCUUGAGAUGGUUCCCCCAAGGUUCAGGAGGAAGUGGGGCCGCCACUGCUUGCUGCAGAGGAGGAAGAGGUGA
This is a messenger RNA of Hirsutella rhossiliensis, 1809 nucleotides long. RefSeq names its product alg9-like mannosyltransferase family domain-containing protein. The record is from RefSeq and is a predicted model, not a curated record. The transcript is spliced from 4 exons. Bases 1 to 1809 code for a protein of 602 amino acids. Gene Ontology annotation, molecular function: alpha-1,2-mannosyltransferase activity. Gene Ontology annotation, cellular component: endoplasmic reticulum membrane. Gene Ontology annotation, biological process: protein N-linked glycosylation. Lineage: Eukaryota; Fungi; Ascomycota; Sordariomycetes; Hypocreales; Ophiocordycipitaceae.